Messenger RNA from Drepanopeziza brunnea f. sp. 'multigermtubi' MB_m1, 660 nucleotides. The record is from RefSeq and is a predicted model, not a curated record. NCBI's taxonomy places the organism in Eukaryota, Fungi, Ascomycota, Leotiomycetes, Helotiales, Drepanopezizaceae.
AUGACAUCCAUGGAAUCCGGUACCACUACCACCGGUCACCAAGAAUGGGAACGGGAACGGGGAAUGGGAAUGGGCAAUGGGCAAUGGGAUGGCUCUGCAGAGAAAGAAAGAAAGCAUUUCCUCGGACAUCGCGAACGGCUUGAAACCUCCUGUCUCAGCCACAGAGCUCCGAGUCUUGUCUCUUCUCUGCUUCCCACACUUGAUAGGCACGCACCCGUCCAGACUCCAGACUCCAGACUUCAGACUCCAGACCGCAGACCGCAGACCGCAGACCAGUUUGCCCGUUCGUCCGCUCGUCCGUUCGUCCGUUCGCCCGUUCGCCCGUUCGCCGAUGGCCGGUUGCGAUCUGGACCUUUUGUCUUGCCACGCCACCGCUCACGACCUCAUCCCCUCUUGCAAUUACCUACUUCACCAGCAGAGGCCUCGCUUCGCCAUAAUCCUUUCACUCGUGAAAGCCGGCCAUGGAGCUCGGAACUACUGCGAGUCAUAUAUCUCUAUCCUGCUCAUUUCCUGAGAGCGACAGCCUCGGCGUUGUUACCGUCCUCGUUGAUGAUGAAUGGAGCAUCUGAGCAGGAAAGUGUCAGCUGUCGCUCACCUUUCCAAAUGCGUCGGAAGGGGUUGAAGGUCACAUCUGGGCGCUCAACCGCCCCCGGGUUAUAG